Lotus japonicus is the source of this 843-nucleotide messenger RNA. RefSeq names its product protein SAWADEE HOMEODOMAIN HOMOLOG 2-like. The record is from RefSeq and is a predicted model, not a curated record. The coding region runs from base 1 to 843 and encodes 280 amino acids. Gene Ontology annotation, molecular function: chromatin binding. Lineage: Eukaryota; Viridiplantae; Streptophyta; Magnoliopsida; Fabales; Fabaceae. The transcript has 6 exons.
AUGCUACCUCUGCUUUUUCUAACACUAUUCUCCACUAGCGUAUCAUCGUCCCAUAACAACCGACCGUCAUCAGCCAUACGAUUCAGAUUGUCACGAGGUGUCGCGGCGGAGAGGCUGGUUCUGAAGCAGGCAGACGCACCGUUUAAACUCACACUGUUUGCGGACUUGCAUUUUGGGGAGAACGCGUGGAUGAAUUGGGGCCCACUUCAAGAUGUCAAGUUCAUCCAGGUCAUGAACUCGGUGCUCGACAGUGAAACUCCUUGUGAGAAUGGUUUCCGUAAACGAAGUGCAGAUGUUUCAGAGUGCGUGCUCGCGUCUGAAGCAAGAUCUAAGAAAGACUUAGCAUGGCAUGAUGUUGCAAUGUGUCGCAACUUCAGAUAUUCGAGGGCUGGCGAACUUGAAGUUCUUGUACGAUAUGUUGGUUUUGGCAAGGUGGAGGAUGAGUGGGUGAAUGUGAAAAACGAGAUGCGAGAGAGAUCUAUCCCAUUGGAACCUUCUGAGUGUCCCAAGGUGAAGGAUGGAGAUCUUGUACUAUGUUUCCUGGAAAGGGGUGAUUAUGGCCUCUACUUUGAUGCUCGUGUAGUAAGAAUCCAGAGGAGGCUACACGAUGCGACAGAUUGCAAGUGCAUCUUCACUGUUCGGUUUCUCCAUGACAACUCUGAGGAAGAAAUUCAUUGGAAAGGGGUAUGCUAUAGGCCUACACAAGGCAAUUCUACACAAGAGAAGCAUGUUGUCUUUCAUAACUCCCCAAAACCUACACAAGAGAAAUCUAAUGUCGCCCAUAACUCCCCAGGACCAACCAUAGAACCGAGCCUAAGUGACAUCGAGAACUUGUGGCCAUGA